Messenger RNA from Danio aesculapii, 3313 nucleotides. RefSeq names its product activated leukocyte cell adhesion molecule a (gene alcama). The record is from RefSeq and is a predicted model, not a curated record. NCBI's taxonomy places the organism in Eukaryota, Metazoa, Chordata, Actinopteri, Cypriniformes, Danionidae. Gene Ontology annotation, cellular component: plasma membrane. The transcript is spliced from 16 exons. Gene Ontology annotation, biological process: cell adhesion. Bases 157 to 1851 code for a protein of 564 amino acids.
CUAAGCUCCAGACUCCACCUGCGCUCUGUAGAGCAACCCGCCUGAUCCUUUCAGCGCUCUCAACUCUCAAUACUAUCUAACAACUUCAGACCUACAUCUCUCUCUAUUGAGAUUGUCGCCGGACUGUAUAAAGGAGAUCCGGGGUUUUCUUUAAGGAUGCAUUCGGUUAUCUGCCUUUUCGGUGCCUUCAUAGCAGCCGCUGUGUUUGUUCCAGGGAGCUGCCUGUCGACGGUUAUAGGUCUGUACGGUGAGACCAUCGAAGUGCCAUGCAACAAUGGAAAUAACAAGCCAGAUGGCCUUAUUUUCACCAAAUGGAAAUAUGUGAAAGAUGACGGCUCCCCUGGCGAUCUACUUGUAAAGCAGGCACAGAAAGAUGAUGCGACUGUGUCUGCCAUAGACGGCUACAAAACUAGAGUUAGCAUCGCCGCUAAUUCCAGCUUACUGAUUGCCCAGGGAUCUUUGACUGACCAGAGAGUUUUCACCUGCAUGGUGGUGUCUUCAACUAAUCUGGAGGAAUUCUCUGUGGAAGUGAAAGUUCACAAAAAACCAUCAGCCCCUGUAAUCAAAAACAAAGCGAAAGAACUGGAAAAUGACAAACUGACGCAGUUGGGGGAAUGUGUGGUGGAGAGCGCCAAUCCAGCAGCAGAUCUCAUCUGGAUGAAGAACAACCAGGCUCUGGUGGAUGAUGGCAAGACGAUCAUUAUCACAUCUGCUGUCACCAAGGACCCAGUCACAGGUCUGUCCAGCACCUCUUCCAGACUGCAGUACACAGCCAGGAAAGAGGAUGUGGCAUCACAGUUCACCUGCGUAGCAAAGCACGUGAUGGGACCCAACCAGGUUUCAACACCCGAUACCUUCCAAAUUCACUAUCCCACUGAGAAGGUGAGUCUACAGGUUGUCUCUCAGAGCCCCAUUAGGGAAGGUGAUGAUGUGACACUGAAAUGCCAGGCGGACGGAAACCCUCCUCCUACCAGCUUCAACUUUAACAUUAAGGGAAAGAAGGUCACAGUGACGGACAAGGAUGUCUACACAUUGACUGGUGUCACCCGAGCCGACAGCGGCGUGUACAAGUGCUCUCUGCUUGACAAUGAUGUGAUUGAGUCCACUCAGAUCGUCACAGUGAGCUUUCUGGAUGUAAGUCUCACUCCUACAGGCAAGGUGUUAAAAAAGCUCGGGGAAAACUUGGUAGUGUCUUUGGAGAAGAAUGCCUCUUCUGAAGUAAAAGUGACGUGGACUAAGGAUAACCGUAAACUGGACAAACUGCCUGAUUUCUCCCAGUUGAGAUACAGCGACGCGGGCUUAUACGUGUGUGACGUGUCCAUUGAAGGAAUCAAACACAGUUUUUCCUUCGAGCUUACUGUGGAAGGUGGUCCAAGAAUUACCGGCCUGACAAAGCAUCGCAGCAAUGAUGGAAAACAUAAAGUGUUGACGUGCGAGGCAGAAGGUUCACCUAAACCUGAAGUGCAGUGGAGUGUCAACGGAACCGACGAUGAAACGUCGUAUAUCAACGGAAAAGCCACAUACAAAUUGACGGUCGUCCCGAGUAAGAACCUCACCGUCAGCUGCCUCGUGACCAAUAAACUCGGCUUCGACACAAAGGACAUCAGCGUGUUUUCCCUAUUUGAGGAGGACAAGCCCAGACCAGGAAAAAACGAAGAUGGCGCGGAGCAGGCCAAAGUGAUUGUGGGUGUCGUGGUUGGACUGUUUCUAGCUGCUGCCCUGGUGGGACUCAUCUACUGGUUGUAUAUCAAGAAAACAAGACAAGGCAGCUGGAAGACUGGAGAGAAGGAGGCAGGCACUUCAGAGGAGAGUAAGAAACUGGAGGAGAACAAUCAUAAAGCAGAUGUCUAAGAGUGGAGUGAGCCGUCAAAAGGAACGAAAAAGGUUUGAACCAGGAAAGAGGCCUUGUCACACUGAAUGUGCAGUACUACACACUUCGAUCAUCUUAUUCCAGACAUCUGAUUGGACGGCGACGCCUCCUUCUGGCUGCUCGUGCGCAUCACGCAUCGCAGAAUGUUUCCAAAAUAUUUCCUACUGCAAACAAACAAUUUCCUAAAAAAGAAAAAAAGAAAAGAAAAAAAAGAAAGAAAGAAAUCCCGCCACCACGAUAAAACCACUUGUGUUGUAAAUUUAGUCUGCACUGAGGACUGCUUUUUAUUUUUGAUCGAUUCCGAUGUUUUCUUUUUGUGUUCCCCGUGAAUGUUCUUCGUUUCAUACGCAUUGCUGAUGUGGUGGGCACAGCCGUUUUGUUUCCCUUCUAGUAUAAAAAAAGAAAAUGUAAAUUCGCUGUACACUUUUUAGGCCUGUGUAAAUAAGUCAGGGGAGUGCAUUCACUCUGCUUAACGUUGGGAUUAUUAUUAUUUAAAAAAAAGAAUACGGACUGUGGGACUACAUAUCGAAACUGCACAGUCCCUUCGGAAAAAACAAACACCCAAGAACGCAGUCGGAUGCUGGAAGAACGAUGACUUCACUGCUGUUACACCUCUGUUCGCUCAUCUUUUAUUUAUUGAUACCUCUUCAUGUUAUUUCCUCUAGUUCGAAAGUGGCUAAGUAGUGAAACGGGUUUAGACAAUUAGCAUAGCAUAGGGAAUCAUCCUGCUACACCCAGUGGCCUUCAGGUUGCACUGCAUGAUGUCAUAGAUGUAGGAGUUCAGCAGAAUCCAACGUAGCGACUUAGACGUGACUUGCAUUUAAUAGAAGCAAACAUCCCGCUCUCGGUUUCAGACUGGGUGCUAGCAACCUUGCAUGCAGAGCCUUUAUUUUUGUGGGUAGGAAGUAAACUAUUAAAGAAUAGCCCCUUAUUCUGCCUUAACAGAAAGAGUUGGAAAUGAAUCCAAGUAUGUUAAUGUGAAACCUCACUGUAUAGCCUUUUCGGUUUUGCACUUCCCUCAGACUACAUUUGAUUUUCUGUAUUUAAAGCAUUUGUCAGGUUGAUGUCCUACACUGUAGUCUUUAGGGAUGGUCUGAAGCAAUUGUUUUUUGUUCACUGUGGUCUGAAGAAGCUGUAAAUAUGUUUGACUUGUGUUCGGCUAUUUAUAAAAGUGUGAGAAGGAUAGCUGUGCUUCUGCUUAGUCACUAAAGAGACCCCUUUUAUUUCUAAUGUAAUCAUCACGGAUGUUUCGAAGAAAUCCAGCGCUCACUUUUUUGUUUUGCUCCACAAAGCGAGUGUUUUGAAUGUUCACGCAUAUUUUGAACCAUCAGGUCAGCAGUGAAACCAAAGAGGGUAACCGCAAAAGAAGGCCAUAAAGUAUUGUAAAUACUGACUUUUGUUUUUGUACUUUUGUUGACAAUAAAAGUGUAAAUUUUAAUUAAA